Messenger RNA from Sebastes umbrosus (honeycomb rockfish), 1314 nucleotides. RefSeq names its product transcription factor AP-1-like. The transcript is spliced from 2 exons. Gene Ontology annotation, molecular function: RNA polymerase II cis-regulatory region sequence-specific DNA binding; transcription factor binding; DNA-binding transcription factor activity, RNA polymerase II-specific. Gene Ontology annotation, biological process: regulation of cell cycle; regulation of cell population proliferation; regulation of transcription by RNA polymerase II. Bases 258 to 1241 code for a protein of 327 amino acids. Lineage: Eukaryota; Metazoa; Chordata; Actinopteri; Perciformes; Sebastidae. Gene Ontology annotation, cellular component: transcription regulator complex. The record is from RefSeq and is a predicted model, not a curated record.
CUUAGAGGUGGAUAAAGUUCGUCUCCACGUUGGAAGUGAUAGAAAAGUAUUAUCUCUAUUCAAGCCGCAAGCUUUUUUUUUCGGUGGAAGGAAGGAAAGGAUCAACAAAACCGAAGAGGAUAUUUGUUUUUUGGUGCGUAAAAGCGCACGGAGAGACUACGGGAGGAGGAAGAAGUAUUGUUUUUGUUGAUGAUCGGUUCAAGAGAAGAGAGAAAAGUUUUCUCAGGACACGAAGUUGUCAAGUGAUAAUAAACUUUAUGUCCAGAAAAAUGGAAGCGACUUUCUACGACGAAGCUGUGAGCGCCUCCAGCUCUCUCCAGCAGCACGACGGCGGUGCGACGGUGUACGGCUUCAACCCCAAAACCCUGAAACAAACCAUGACUCUAAACCUGAACGACCCGACGAAGAACUUCAAGCCCCACCAGCAGCAGCAGCUGAUGAGCGCCAAGGCCCUGGACAUCCUCACGUCUCCAGAUGUGGGCUUGCUGAAGCUGGCGUCGCCUGAGCUGGAGAGGUUGAUCAUCCAGUCCUGCACCGGGUUGACUACUCCCACACCGACGCAGUUCGUGUGUCCGAAGAACAUCACCGACGAGCAGGAAGGGUUUGCGGAGGGUUUUGUGAGAGCUCUAGCUGAGCUGCACUACCACCAGCAGGCACCAGCCGACGCGCAGACCGGGGAGUCCAACAGCAUGGCAUCCGGCUCUAGUGCGUCAGAGAGCGGCGUGAUUCCCUACAGCUGCACGGUGCGCUCAGAUCCUCCAGAGUACACUAACUUGGGCGCUUUCAACCGGGGUGUUGUCGCACCUGCGAGCAAUGAAAGGCACCAACAGCCCAUGAGUUACGCAGCCGCAACGCAGCCGUCCCACCUGGACCACCUGGCGGCCGCAGCAGCGCAGCACAAGCGGCUCCAGGCGCUGAAAGAGGAGCCGCAGACGGUGCCCGAGAUGAUGUCCGGAGACACCCCGCCGCUGUCCCCCAUCAACAUGGAGAGGCAGGAGCGCAUCAAGGCGGAGAGGAAGCGCAUGAGGAACCGGGUGGCCGCGUCCAAGUGCCGGAAGAGGAAGCUGGAGAGGAUCUCGCGGCUGGAGGACCGGGUGAAGAACCUGAAGAACCAAAACACGGAGCUGGUGUCCUCCGCCAACGUGCUGCGGGACGAGCUGGCGCUGCUCAAGCAGAAGGUCAUGGACCACGUUAACAGCGGCUGCCAGCUCAUCUUGACGCAGCAGCUCCAGGCUUACUAAGAAGGGGAGGGGGAAAAAGGGGGACGUUUCUUUGGGACCAAAAUGCAGCUUAAAGUGGCACAUUCAGCCAUAC